CUCCCCAUGCGCCCUCUGGCGUGUAAAAUGAAGUGUCGAAAUUUUUGACGCCCAAAUGGUGGUAUCUGUUUUGUGAGAGGAAUCCGUGAAUUUCGUCGGAUUUAUCGUGUUCACGUAGUGAUUUUCACGCCAAGUCACGCAAAAACACGCGUGCGAGAGUGUUUAGUGCAAUUGUGGUGCGGUGCAGUGUGCGUAGGAACAAGCGGGUGGCAGAGAGACAGCAAAAAUGGGAUGCAACGUUAGCACGUCGUCCAAGGAAGCCGAGGAGCGUUCCCGGAAGAUUGAUCGUGCUCUACGGGCUGAGGGGGAACGUCAGGCAUCGGAAGUCAAGCUAUUGCUCCUAGGUGCUGGUGAAUCGGGGAAGUCGACAAUUGUGAAGCAAAUGAAGAUCAUCCAUGAAUUGGGGUAUACGCAGGAAGAGUGUGAGCAGUAUCGUCCAGUUGUGUACAGCAAUACAAUUCAGAGUCUGAUGGCCAUAAUUCGCGCAAUGGGGCAAUUGCGGAUAGAUUUUGCGGAUCCCAGCAAGACUGAUAUUGCACGGCAAUUCUUUACGUAUGCCUCAGCUGCGGAAGAGGGUGUCCUCACGCCUGAACUUGUGCAGCUGAUGAAGAAAUUGUGGUCUGAUCUGGGGGUGCAGCAAUGCUUUUCGCGAUCACGUGAAUAUCAGCUAAAUGAUUCAGCGGCGUACUACUUGAAUUCCCUCGAUCGCAUAUCGCAGCACAACUAUGUGCCCACGCAGCAGGAUGUCCUGAGGACACGUGUAAAGACCACGGGUAUCGUGGAGACGCAUUUCAGUUUCAAGAACUUGCACUUUAAAAUGUUCGAUGUGGGCGGUCAGCGAUCUGAGCGGAAAAAAUGGAUUCAUUGCUUUGAAGGUGUAACAGCAAUAAUCUUCUGUGUUGCUCUUUCGGGCUAUGAUUUGGUACUGGCUGAGGAUGAAGAAAUGAACAGAAUGAUUGAAUCAAUGAAACUCUUCGAUUCGAUUUGCAAUUCAAAGUGGUUCGUUGAGACAUCAAUAAUUCUCUUCCUCAACAAGAAGGAUCUGUUUGAAGAGAAAAUCACACGAUCACCACUCACAAUUUGCUUCCCAGAAUACACAGGUGCAAAUACGUAUGAAGAGGCUUCGAGUUAUAUUCGCAUGAAGUUUGAGAAUCUCAACAAGAGGAAAGACCAAAAAGAAAUCUAUACACACUUAACAUGUGCAACAGACACCAAUAAUAUCCAAUUUGUCUUUGAUGCCGUCACAGAUGUGAUUAUCAAGAAUAAUCUUAAAGAUUGUGGACUAUUUUAAAGAAAAGGAGAAGAAGUAAAAGAAAUGAAAAGUUAAUCACGAAGAAGUUUAGCUGUCUAUUAAGAAGAUGUGAAUAAAAAAAAGAGAGAAUUUUGAGGAGAAGAGAGAGCUUCACAGAUUCAUAAACACGACUUUUAAUCGAUUUAGGAGAAUACAAUUUAAUUAUUAUUAAAGUAUUUAUUGACAUCGGACCGAUUUUGUUGAAAAUGAUUCACUUUGGGGAGAAAUCUACGCAGAAAAAAGUAUUAUUUGCACAAACUAUAUACAGAGAUUAUUCAUUUUGGGGCAAAAUUUUUUCCUUGAAAUGUAUACUUGCCAGUGAACAUAGAACUUUACAUUCCUUCAGAGCUUUUUUGGGGUUUUUUUUUUGGUUGUUCUUGGAGAGUAUUAACCGGAAGAUUUCUCCACCAAAAAGUGAAUCAUAAUGCUGUAUAAAAUUUUGAAAGAAAAAGUCCGAGCCUCGAUUGAGAAUAAAAAGAAAAAAAAAUAUUUUCCAAAAAAAAAGCAUAAGAUGAAAAUUUAUAUUUAAUGUGUCUUUAGAUGUUGACGUUACGUGAUAAUGUUGUGUCUCUAUUAUUGUUUUUCAAGCAUUAAAGAGAAAACUUGCUACAAACAAAAAAAAACAUACGAAGAGGACAUUGUACAAAAAAAAAUUGAAACGAUUUUAUCAAAUUGAAAUCAUAAUAUUUUUCUGAAGUAAAACACAACCAAUAUAAUAUAUUUUUGUCAGAGAGAUUUUUUAUGGACUGAACGCACAAAGAAUACAAUAUUUUGUUGAGCCGUGAAAGAGAGAAGGCAAGAAAAGGAGUUAUUCUUUCGCCCACGGCUCAGUUUUUUUUCUCCUUCUUCUUCCUAAUGAGAUUACAAUGGGCACAAAAAUAUAAAGAUUUUUAUCUCACCAUUUAAUUAAUAUUUCAAAUCAUUUAAUCCAUAUUUCCCUAAUUUAUUCAUUCAACAAAAGUAAUUUCAUUUGGCAGCUCACACACAGAGAGAGAAGAGAUUUAAGCAAAAAUAAUUAACAUUUUUAUAAAUAGAAAAAAUAUUUUUAGUGGACUUUCUUGCUUCUGGUGCAAUGUUGGUUCAAAUAAAAUAAUUGUGUAUACAUGACCAUCCAAAUGUGCUCUCCAAAAUGGAGCAGAAAGACAAAUAAAUAAGAGAAAUAAUUAUUUUGAUACAAAAUAAAAAAAAAUAAUUCUUCAAUUGAGCACAAUACACUGUGAGCCGGUCUAGGUGUCUGUAAAAUAGUAUUUUUGGAAAAAACUGAACAUAGACAUUUAUUGUAUUUAAAAGAAACGUAAUUUAUGAGAUUUUUUAGAUAAAAAAUUUACAAAUAGUUAGGAAAAUAGAGAAAAAUAUUCUUAGAAUAUGGAUCAUUACAUUUUUUUGGAAGAACAAAUAGGACAAACGUUGUCUUGUAGACAAUAAAGAAAGAAUAAAAAAUCGUAUAACAAACUUAGAAUUUUCCACUGGGAUCACUGGAAGAAGCCAAUAAGAUGCUAAAAAAUUAAAAAAAAAAAAGAUGACGUCAAAAUGUUUCUUUUCCUCAUUUUUUAACCAUUAAAACAUACGCGUAGAUGUUUCAUGAACGAUUUUUAAUGAGAUAUUUUUGAAUUUUUCAUUUUAAGUCAUUUUUUGGGUCUAAAUUAUCAUUUCAAAAAUAACUUGUCAAAACAAUCAAGACUAAUUUAUCGGGAAAUCAUCUUCUAAAUGAAACAAUAGCGCGAAUGUUUCAGAUGUUAAAGCAAAACAAAAAAAAACAUUUAUUGUAUUUUUGGGUAAAUCAUUUCUGACUUUUCCUAGCUGAUCCCAGUGGAACAUGUUAAGGUUGUUUGGCUAUUUCCUAUUAUUUUUUGAUUCUCUACGACAUAACGUUUGUUUCGUAAAUCUAAGGAGAGAGAACAUAAAUCAAUUACUAUUUAACAGACCUUCUUUCACGUAAAAUCAAAGAAAGAAAAUCUACGACUGAAUAUUAAUUUUCCAGAAUUUUUGAUACACAAAGGAAUUUUUUAUACUGGCUUCCAUCAAGAAGAAGAAGACACUUAGAUCGUCUCACAGUUAAUGCAUUUCUUUUUCAUUUAAAAAAUCGCAUUUUAUUCUCUCACGACAAACGCUUGAGAAGCAUUUUUUAUAUUAAUUCCCAAAUGCAUUUUCAUCUUCAUUUUUUUUAACUUAAGAAUCCACUUUUUGUAUGAAUAUAUUUGUCUAACAAUUUUUUUAUGAGAUGACAUUGAAUAUAUUUUCUAAAAAAAAAAGAAGAAAACAUUUAACUAUUUAAAAAAAAAGUCUUUAUUUGACUAAAAGGAAACAAAUGGACAUUUUGAGAGGGAUGCGACAGAGAGAGAGAGAGAGAGAGAGUAUGGAGAAGAGGUUGAAAGAGCUAAUUGCGAAUUAGAAAUUUAUAUUAAUAUUGAAGAUGAGAUAAUAAAUAAAUAAAUUGUAUAUUUAAAAAUUG
Lutzomyia longipalpis is the source of this 3743-nucleotide messenger RNA. It is a transcript of the gene Galphai, whose product is annotated as G protein alpha i subunit. The coding region runs from base 227 to 1291 and encodes 354 amino acids. Gene Ontology annotation, cellular component: heterotrimeric G-protein complex. Lineage: Eukaryota; Metazoa; Arthropoda; Insecta; Diptera; Psychodidae. Gene Ontology annotation, biological process: adenylate cyclase-modulating G protein-coupled receptor signaling pathway. The transcript has 4 exons. The record is from RefSeq and is a predicted model, not a curated record. Gene Ontology annotation, molecular function: GTPase activity; GTP binding; G protein-coupled receptor binding.